AACCAAAUCGAAAUGCUUAAACACGUCGGCUACCACAAGCACGUCAUCCGUCUGGUCGCGUGCUGCACCAAGCAGACGCCGCUCAUCGCGCUGCUCGAACACGCACCCAGAGGAGGCCUGCUCAGUCUGCUGCGGGCGGCGAGAGGGAGAAGAAACGAACCGAAGGAGAGGCAGCUAUCAGCCGGCGAAUCGGAAUACACCAACUUAAGCGACUCCGACCCGCCCCUAGAGAAGACCAGCUUCUGCGGGGAACCACGCCAAAGGCACUACGUGGCCGAACCAGCCCUGCAUCUAGACAGCGCGACUAUGCGCGACUACGCGCUGCAAGUCGCGCUGGGCAUGCAGCAUCUAGAGGAGCGCGGGAUCACGCACAGGGACCUCGCAGCCCGGAACAUUCUGGUUGACGGCGCAGGGACCCUCAAAGUGGCCGACUUUGGACUGUCACGUUCUGGCGUGUACGUCCACACCAGGGCGCGACCAGUGCCGCUGAGAUGGCUGGCACCAGAAGCCAUUUUACACGCUCAAUACUGCAGCGCGAGCGACGUUUGGGCGUUCGCUGUGUUACUAUGGGAAAUUGCUACUCUAGGCGGCUUCCCAUACGCAGAGCUAAGCAACCACCAAGUCCCGCCCUUCCUCGCAGCGGGCAGCCGCCUCCCGAAGCCAGCGCGCGCCUCCCCGCGCCUCUACCAGCUCAUGGUGCAAUGUUGGGCCACCUCCCCCACCGACCGGCCCAGCUUCGCCCAGAUCGUCCGCCAACUGGACGAGCAGAAACAACUGUACGUGGACUUGUCGGACUUGGACUUGGACCCGCCGCCGGACGACGACAGCGAUUAUGACUUUGAAUGCGAGAGGUGACGGGUGUAAAGACUGAGAUUUACUUUUGCAUUGUAAUGUGCAAUGUUAAUACAU
Molecule: messenger RNA, 909 nt
Organism: Cydia splendana
Lineage: Eukaryota; Metazoa; Arthropoda; Insecta; Lepidoptera; Tortricidae
Product: tyrosine-protein kinase receptor Tie-1-like
Exons: 5
Coding region: 13-855 (280 amino acids)
Biological process (GO): multicellular organism development; protein phosphorylation; cell surface receptor protein tyrosine kinase signaling pathway
Cellular component (GO): signaling receptor complex; plasma membrane
Molecular function (GO): ATP binding; transmembrane receptor protein tyrosine kinase activity
Source: RefSeq, a predicted model, not a curated record